This is a messenger RNA of Ostreococcus tauri, 1146 nucleotides long. RefSeq names its product Cystinosin/ERS1p repeat. The coding region runs from base 1 to 1146 and encodes 381 amino acids. The transcript has a single exon. The record is from RefSeq and is a predicted model, not a curated record. Lineage: Eukaryota; Viridiplantae; Chlorophyta; Mamiellophyceae; Mamiellales; Bathycoccaceae.
AUGGUCCUCGCCGCGCUCGCGGAGGCGACGAUCGGGCGGUGCGUCGCGCUCGGGUCCACCGUGGUGGACGCGAGCGCGCGAGCGCUCGGGUCGAUGCGCGCGCUCGGGGCGCACGCGCAGGCGCACGCGCAGGCGAAGGCGGCGACGACGGCGAUCACGGAUGGGGUUGAUUUUCGACCGCACACCGAUACGUCGUGCUUCCUGACGCCGUACAGGGAGAGCGAGGCGGCGACGGCGAUGAUGACGGUGUUCGUGUUGGGAUGCGUGUUGGGCGCGGUGCCGCAGUACUUGAAACUGUUCGCGUUGCGGAACGCGGUGGGGUUAUCUCUGACGUCGUUGGCGCUGAUGAACGUGUCGAAUAUGUGCGCGACGAUGAACGUGUUCGUGUUGCACUACGAACAGAUCAGGCGGUGCGCGAGAGGGGCGACGGGGUACGAGACGGAGCGAUGUCGAACGAGCUUGUUGACGGUGUACUACACGGCGAUAUACACGAUGUUGUGGCUGCCGUUGUUCCCGCUCGCGGCGCAUUACACGAGCGAGGAGAAGAUAGAUCACUGCGGGAGGGUGAUGACGCGGCGUAAGUGGGCGUGGUAUGGGUUCACGGCGCACUGCUUCCCCAUCGCGCUCUUGGCGGCGCCCGUGGUGCGGAUGUUGUUUGGGAAGACGUGUUACGAUUUGGAGUCGUACGCCAUAGUCUUAGGUUUAUUGAACGCGGUGUUGGAGACGGUUAGAUACGUGCCGCAGUUAUGGGAGUCGAUCCACUCCCAAGGGUCGGGGGCGAUGAGUUACCUGCGGUUGCUCUUGUCCAUCGGCGGUGGUUUAGGGGCGACGAUACAAAAGGCGGUGAUGAAGGAGUCGUGGUCCACGUGGGGACCUCCGCUCGUGGGACACGGAUUGGAGGUGGCCAUCUUCGGCGUGAAUUUGUACAACGACACGCACAGGCGUCGGUCUGGCGCGCGAGGCGAUGGUGAAACUUCUGGAUUAACGGAUACGACGGAGUCCAAGGAUGAAGACGACGACUCGGCGGAAGAAGAUUGGGUCAAAGGCAUUCCCGCCGACGUCGGUCUGGGGGAGAAGGGAGCGUACGUGUACCAACGCAUGUGCACCGAUAAGCACUUCUUCACCUCCCUCGUGAAAUAUUUGUAA